GACGAACUCGACUUCAUAUUGCCCUCUCCACCGACAGAGUCUCCAGAACCAAGUAAAGAUUCUAACCCGACGAACAACGGACUCGACCGAUUCAAGUGUCCGGAUCAGGCAAAAUCUACCCACGAUAAACUAGAUGGUCGACUGCCUCACCCACCAUCAACUUCGAAUUCUGGAAAUGAUGGACAAGAACAAACUGAUGUCUUGGAAAGGCCGAGAAUUCGAAAUGAAUUGUCUAAGGAUCAGCUUCGAGCGAAUAUUUUUAAACAACCCGCCGGAUCACUGGGUCCGUGUUACGGACCUUUACCGGACGAUCAAACUAAUCGCACUACUGAAAAUAUUAAUACGGCCUCAUCGAGCCUGUCUGAGAGAGAUAGUUAUAUGUGGAGUUUAGGGAGCGUAGACCUACCUUCAAUGCUUGCUCUUAAUGACGGAGUAGAAAGACUUCUCUGGCCUGCGGAGGUAUGUUUCCUAAUUAGAAAUCUUAGCUUUUUUGAUUGUUCUGAAAAACAGGCUUUUGAAAUUCAAAUUGAAUUGAGACAUUUAUUACAUAUACUAGCAAUCGUGUAAUUCAAGUUCAUUUUGCCUUUUUUAAAUACAUGAUAUGUACAGCAUAAUGCUUAUAAAUGUGAUGUUCAUUUUGAUAAUUCAGUUGAAUGGUUGCAAUCGAGCCAGACGUCAGGGUUGAGUGAUUUUACAGAAAAACAACGAUUAUUGUGUUUUAAUGCAGUCGAAGCUGCAAGUGGCCACAACGAAUAGUUUUUUUAAAAUAGUUUUUCAUGGGAUUAUCAACACAAGAGAGGAAGAGCACACCAACCUUUCCAAAAUCCUCAAGUUUCUUGUUUAACUGUUUAACCGUUUAACUGUUUAUUAAUUAUCACAAAUUUUACACAAAGCAAUACAGCUGGCAAUAUCCACUGCCCGCAGUUAGCAGGUUAGCUAGUCGAGGCGAGCAGUGGUUACACGUAUGUAAUACAUAUACAGAUAGAUCACAAGAAAGACUAGAGAAAAAGAGUAGUUAAAUAAAUAAACAAAUAAAUACAAAAUAAAUUCAAUAUAAUUAAGUUUACAAUCAUGGACAUUGCAAAUAUAAGAAGCCGAGUUUUCAGGAAAUUUUUGUUAUUAAGUCGGGUAAAUCAAUAUAAUCAUUUUCUUCUGAAAGUAUUCGGAGUAAAGUGUCGUGGACAUUGAUUUUAAAGUUAUUUUUGGACAUUUGACGCAUUUCACACGGUAAACUAUUCCAGAUUUUUACACCAUAUCUUGAAAAAGACUUAGUUUGUUUGUCAAACCUUGAGUGUUUAACAUAAUAGUCACCUCUUGAAGAUGAUCUUGUACUAUAUGAAUGAAUAUUAGAUUGGGAAGCAAAUAAGUUAGAUAUGUUAGUAGGUGUUAGGCUGUCAUGCAUUAAGCUAUCAUGCAUUAGAAUAGCAACGGAUUUAAAGUACAGUAGAUCUAAGGGAAGAAAGCUAGAGGAGACAAAAUAAGGUACUGCAUGAGAAUUGUAGUCACCAAAGAACAUGAGGCGGAGGGCGCGUUUUUGAAGAAUAAGAAUUUUGUUUUUGUAAGUUUUAGCAGCUUGGCCCCUAGCGACUAUGCCAUACAAUAAGUAGGGCUGAAUAAGAGAUAUGUAUAUGUGGCGUAAAGUAUUCAGGGGUACAAAGUGUCUAAGGCUGGCAAUGAUGCUAAUUGUUUUACUUGUUUUUGAAGCGAUGUGAGCGAUAUGGUACUUCCAAGAAAGAUUGUUUAUCAGGUCGAUCGAACCAGAUCGGCAGGCUUGCGCGCACGAGACUGCCGUUAAGAGUGCCUCGAUUAUGUUAGAAAAUAUGCGUUUUAAAAUAAAUCCUCGAUGCGUCAAGCCACGAUAUCUUCAAAAUAAUACAAGCUGCUUGUGAAACUCUCUCGCGCGCGAAAUACAGUGGGUAAGAAAAUUUGGUUACCAGUAAAAUAACUUAAUCAACAGGUAUGUUAACCCAAAUGCAACACGUGGUUUCUUGGCGGGAAAUCGCAUGGCCAACUGGCCUUUUUAGAGAGAAGAAACAACAACUAAGACAAGUCCUUGCUUAGUCCCUAGGCAUCAUUAUUCCGCGCGGCCAAAGCGUUUCGGGUCACGUGGUCCAAGCGAAAAUGUAAAAAUGUUUCCCGCCGGUUCGCCUAGGAUACGUCAUUGAAGUGAAUUGACCGAGAGGGACUGGGAAAACGCCGUAAAGGAACUGAAGGCAAGUCAAAUCCGACCAAAUAGGAAAGUCUCUACUGACCUGGAUAACAGAGAAAGAGCUAAAGCGUUAGAUAAGAAGAAAAAGCAUGUGUAAUUAGGAAGGUUCACGUAGUAGACGUGCAAAACAACGUAAAAGAAAUGCACAAAAAGAGUGUGCUUCACGUGCCAAGUUUUUGUUGUUUUUUUGGGCUGAGUUAGACCUCUUGAUUUUUUGCCGUUCUCGUUGCCGUCGCCGUUUGGUAUUACACGAUUUUAUUUCUAUGUUUCAGUGAAUUGUAAGUAUAUUAACGAGAGCCUCGCUUUUAGCCCUGGUUGAGUCUGUAUAUUAGGGAGCUUAGGCAGCAAUGACGGCGACGGCUACAAAAACGUCACUUGAAAAGAGAAUUCGCGCUGCUUUAAACUUUAUCGCAUCCAUCUCGUUCAAUUCGACAAAUAAUAGCGAAUUUUUCUGGAGAUGAAUUCCAAAGGACCGUAUCGAAGUUCAGGGAAAGCAAAAAAAUUGUUGUCUGGUGUCCACGUCCUCCACAAAACGGCAAAUAGGGACGUUUCACGUCGUGGCCGUGUAGCGACGGCAAAGAAAUGUACAAGAAUGCAUAAUGCAAGAUACGUGCCUUGUUGUUUUGCCAAUCUAAACCUGUUGCUUUCUCACCAUUUACUUUGCCAGGCCCUCUUGGUCGUCGUUGCUUACUCUCCGUAAUAUUCUAUGUUCUAGAAACUGCGAGAACAUAUAUGAAUUAAUUCUCUGAACUUUGUUACUACAGUUAUUUUUGUUUUUUUCGGUUGCAUUAAUGCAGGAGGAAUUCCCUGAUCAUAAUGGAUUCGAAGAAGGUAAAGACUACGUAUUGAUAACGCGUGUAGGAGAGGGUGCUUUCGGAGAAUGCUUCAUGGCUGUCGAGCUUCCAUAUGAUAAGGAGAGGGAGUUCUGCGUGAAAAAGGUAUGGUUUUGUUGGUUUCGCACUCAGCGCUUAUUGUGUCCAGCGGAAAGAUUGCGGCUUCUAACCACUCGGCCACGCGACCACAACACCAUCUACAAUGAAAAUUAAAAUUCUUGAAGUAUCUUUCUCUGCCAUUCACACUGUUUGAACCUUAUGGAUCGGAGUUGUGUUUAUCAUGAAUUCAAAGAUACAUUUGAGGGAAAAUAGCUCGCUGUGGCUUUUUUACUGUUUAUUCUCAAUGCUGACCCUGUUAGCUUCGCGAGAUUUUUGCAAAAACGUAUUUCUAGUUUAUCUUUAGAUAAUUUGGCAUAUUCACAGGCUAUGGACUGAGUCCUCCAAAUUAUAACUGGAGGUAAAUUUGACCUAAUCAGUUGACUCCACUUCGACGUUGUUUUUCGGAUAACCGUAUAGAACGGUUGCGAACGGGAAGGGGAGGAAGGAAAAGAUUUGUUUUACAUCCAGAGAUGUACAGUAACUCCCAAAAAUGCCGUAGUCAACUAACCGGACAUGGUGAACGGCGUCAUAUUCGGCCACAUUCCCCGGUAUAAUGGCAGGUGAAAUUACAGAGAGGGGGAAUGAUCGAGGGGCGUUGCUGCCCCCUGGGUACAAGUGGGAGGGUUUUGAGUAAGCAAAGUUGAGGAAAUGUGAUGAUAUCUAAAUGUUUCAAACUGAAAGUGGCGUUAUCUCCUGCGGCGCCAAUUAAUAAUUCUUCUCCCGUCCAAUAUGAAUGUGCACUCAAAUUAUAGUCACAGUGGGUAAAAAAAAAGGUUAUUGAAAUACUUGCAUAACUUACGGUUUGUUGAUUCUAUAUUAAAUAUUUCUGAUGUUCUUCGUCUGAAAAAAGUGCCAACUGAAGGAUAUAAAUGAGUUACUGGUAUUAACACUGGCAAGAAAGGAAAGUGUGGCAGAAAUUGUGCAGUUUUAUGGUGCGAAAUUAAAAGGCAAAAGUGCUUCUAUUUUUAUGGAGUUUAUGAAAGGUGAGAGACUUUUUAACAACUGUUUCAAAGUUAAAAUUCAAAGUAAAUAGUAGUUAAUAGUCUCUGUAUAACAGUAUCAUAAAAGUCUUCCAUUUUCAGUAGUUCAUAGAAGGAGAGAAGUAUUUGGAAGUAUAAGCUGCUAUAAGUUAACCUUAUGUUUAAUUGACAAACAUAUAUAUAUAUAUAUAUAUAUAUAUAUAUAUAUAUAUAUAUAGCAGACAACCUUGAUUAUACUACGCUCUAGUCCUUCUACUGAGCACUCUGCCGAUAGGCGUGCAUAUGCAUCAACUGGUAUAUAUACAUAGCCAGUAAGGCUCAGGUUUAAAACCAUACGUAAACGUUUUCUGGAGAGGUUUUCCUAGUUUCUGGCACAGUUUUUCGCGUUCUCUUUUACUUGAUUUUGCCGGAUUAUUUUUCUACGAAGAUUCCAAUAGUCUCCGCUGUACGCUAACAUGAAAUCCUUUUUUAGGUGGAACCAUAGCUGAGCUUUUCGAAGACGAAAAGAAAAACUGCGCCAAGGCUGUUGGUGUUGUUUCUUCGCCGCCAGUAAUUUCAGAGAUAUACUGUCUUUGGUACUUAGAAAAUGUUCUGAGGGCGUUAGUUUUCUUACACAAGAAAGGGAUCGUUCAUAGGGAUGUCAAAGGUAACAAUCAGUUAUAGAGAGUUGGGCUCGAGUGCACGGAGGCAGUCAAUCAUUAUACGUUUUUGGAAAACUGCCCACCUACCCCUCCCCUAAAUGUUAGGUCAUUUGAAACCCUUUGGAAAGUUCAGAGACUAACUCUUCUUAACAGUGAACAAGGUUAAAUACUUUGAGGGUAAAACUUGAAUCACCUUACUGUCAUUUCAUGUUUUUUGUUACGUUUAUUGUUGGUUUUGUUUUGUUUGUUGUUUUUUCAAUUAGACUUGUAUUAUUAUGCAGUAGCUUUGAGAUUACCUUUAUCCUAAUCCCAAUAAGUCUGUCCCCCUAUAUAUAAAGAAAAAUAUAUAGAUUUAGCUAGCCAAAGCAAAAAGAGAAGUUCUCUUGGGAUCUUUGAAGAAAUGUCCUUUUUAACUGGUUCAAAUUUGGCCGUAAGUAAGAAGCAAAUUGGAUUUCUUCUUAAAAAAAUAGACCUAAGCCUGUGAUCAAUUAAACCGAUAACUGGUUAGGGAUAACUUUAAAAAACACGUCACCUCAAUGAUUUGUACACUUGAGCCUGCGAUACAGCCAUGUGACACUGGUCAGCGGAUACCCUUUUUGACAGCUGUCAUUUGACCGUAAGUUUUUCUGGAUAUCCGCUAUCAAGUUAAACAGAGAUUGAGCACUUACUGAAAAAGAAACUAAGUAAGAAGGCAUUUCACACCCACGAAUGUUAGGGGGCGGACGUUACGUACGUACGGACGAUUUUGCCCAAAAUUUCUUGGCCGCAUAAACAACCAAAUUUUUUACUCAGUUUUUUACCUCUCAUUACGUAACCGGAAAAGUUGCCAAAGCUUUGUGGAAGGCAACGCUUAUUGUUAUCAUGACCUGUUCUUGUUUAAUGUUAUUGUUUAAUCUAGGGUUAAAUGUACUGUUACCCGAAGAUCGCCGCAAUGCCAAACUAGCAGACUUUGGAUCAGCUGAAAAUCGCAAAGUACGUAAAAAAGUCGUUCAUGAAAUAGCCAACCAUCGCCCCAUGUAAGGUAAUCCAACACAGCCUUGGAUUUUGGAUUCCACGCCGUGGCGGAUUCCGGAUCUCAGGUACUGGGUUUCAGUCUUUGUCAGUGGAACUUAGUUUCCGGAUUCCAAUCGUUAGUGGGAUUCCGGAUUCCAAAGCCCAAGAUAUCCGUAUUCUACCUGAAAAAAUUCCCCAGCUUCCGGGUUCCCCAAUCACACGGGUUCCCGGAUUCUGGAAUCUGGGAUCUGGAUUAGCUUACAUGGGGCGCAAAUAUGAAAACAAGACAAUGAGCUAAUGCCUGGUUCAUCAUAAAGCGUGAAGCAACACAUCAUGAUCACAUUUAUAACCUUUUGACGACGGUUUUAGAUCACUGAACUAUCACCAUCUCAGUAAAAUACCAUUGAUUGGUUACGACAAUUAGAUAUUUGCAGAGCAACACUCGUUUGUGGUUUGUAAAACUGCUCAACUUAUGGGCUUUAGUUAACUGUGUCUACUUCUUUUCAAGGUUUUUACUUUCUCUGUUGCCGAACAAAUGCUUCCUUAGCCUAGAAAUACGUACGCCUCGCCUCGCUCCUAGUCACUCAGUACGUUUUGAGAGAAACUACUCCCUCGUUUUCCCUGCGCGUGCGUCGAGAAGCGAUUAAAGGCCGUUGUAGUCGCAGGCAAGAGAUCUAUUAUGAGUUCUGUCGCAGGCCAAUGCUCAUCUUCAUUCACUUUGCUGGUUUCUGAAAUAAACAAUUACCAAAUUAAUUUUUACCUUUUAGUUAAUUUCUCCCGUUUUUCCUUAAGAAUAUGGGUACCUUUAUUGACAUUUGGAAGACUGGCUGUUUUUUCCUGGAAAUGUGGAAUGGAGAAAGACCUUCCAGUCUUUUGGCUCUUACUGUAAGUGGCAAUAACUAUCUUUAAGUGAUUCGUACUUCCCUGUUCUGCUUACAAGGUUAGCUACUACUAAGAGAACUUUAAAGGAGGUCAGCCAGCUUCAAGGUUUUAGGCCAAUCGGUAUAUAUGCGCAUAACUAAACGUGAGGCAGCUCAUUGUACGUGUACAUGUGACGCCAAGAUAGUGCGGUUGGAUAUCGGCAAAGGUCUAGGUUUAUUAAACAAAUUGAAAAAAGAAACCACAACAACGGAGCCAGCCAUUCAACUUUUUCUCGAGAAAAAACAAGCAAAGCAAAACUCAGACAAACAAAAAUCUUUCGCCUGAAGCAACUAAUGAUUUUGAGUAUACGGUACACCGCGAAUCUUCCACUUCGGUAGAAGAAUGGUAUACAGCUGUUUCGAGAAAGAUUGUCGGAAGAAAUGCGCACGCGAUAAUCCCGAAAGGUAAUAUGGGAUACACUGUUCAAGCUGUCGAACCUACUUUUGUUUCUUUCCUUUACUACUCGCAAACAUAUGUCCGUGGCCUCCCGUACUAUUCUUUCAAAUUUCUUUAAAGAAAAGUGCCCUCAAAGCCACCCACAAUACCUUUCGGGAUUGUCGCGUGCACUUUUUCCGACAACCUUUCUCGAAAUAGCUGUAUACUAGCUAACAGGUUGCUCCAAGAACUAACCCUUUAAAUAAUGUUUCUUUUUAAUAACCUUCCAAAAGACGUUAGAAUUUGAAGUUUUCUGUGCUGAGGAAUAAGGAGGAAGUCUUGAAUGUUAAUUGCUGAUUGACAAGUGUUCUGUGUUUGUACAUACAUGUAUUAAAAAAUUUUACAGUGAAAUUAAAAGUGAGUUAUUGUUAUUUUUUAGGAAGGAGGCAGUGUUCACCCUCAAAGGCAGACUUCAUGUAGGCCUGAAGAUCACAUCCCUUUGUCAGCAUCAAACGAAACUAAGGAGUUGUUACGUUUAUGCUUCGGAGUAAAUAAUGAA
Molecule: messenger RNA, 7610 nt
Organism: Porites evermanni
Lineage: Eukaryota; Metazoa; Cnidaria; Anthozoa; Scleractinia; Poritidae
Source: the annotation of a GenBank genome assembly